UGCUGGGGGAAAUCGAGCUCGCGGACUUUUGAGUGACGUGAUGAGCCCAGAGCGCGCUUUGAGGCGCGUGACUCGUUUCUGCUCGCUUAUCGCUUAUCACCGGGCGACAAAGAACAAAGAACGGCGGCUCCGAAGCGUCCACCUGCUCCGUGUACACGUGAAACAGCGCUCGCGUGUCGCCGCGGGUUGAAGUAAGUGCCGAGGACCCAGAGACAGAGACAGUCCGCCUCUAGAAGUAUGGCUAGGAGGAAGCAGCGAGCACCCAGGCGCGUUCCAGUUUAUGAUUCAGAGGACGUCGAAGAACCUGCCAGGCAAAACGAGGACUUCAAAAAAGACUCAACAGCCGCAGAUAAACCUCUGGGUAACAACGACUUCAGGAAGGAAUAUGUCUUCCAAAAAUCAAAGGAUGAACACUGCUCCACUACUGCUGAGUUUUCCGAGACUGACAGUGAAUUACACAUUAAUGAGUCAAAUGAACCUAUGUCAGAUGUUGAAAGCAGCUCAAUUAAUAUUAAAGACAAACCAAUGAAAGUCUGUCUUAAUGAGGGAUCUGAGAAAUCAGUGUGUGGUUCAGAUAGUCUGGAACAGAUAAAAGCCAUUUAUAAUGGUUUUCUCUCUAACUCCUUUUGGUCUUCACCGGGUCUUAAUCCUUCUCAGUCAUGUACAGAGAAAAGAUCUGAGGCGAGCAGUGGCAGCAGCAGCAGCAACAGCAGCAGUCCUGGGGGUAAUUGCUAUGACUGGCACCAGUCUGCAGUUGCAAAGACCUUGCAGCAGGUUUCUGAAAAACAGCUUCACCCACAAAGUGAAACAAAUCUUUUUAGCACAGUUCAGCUUUACCGACAAAGUGCAAGGAUGUAUAGGUCCAUCUUUAGUGGUGCAAGCAAGUUUCAUUGCAAAAGCUGUAGCGCAUCUUAUGACACGCUGGUUGAUCUUACAGUUCACAUGAACGAUACAGGACAUUACCGAGAUGACAACCAUGAAAAGGCUGACAAAGGUGCCAAGAGCUGGUCCAAGCCACGUAAACGCUCUUUAAUGGAACUGGAGGGUAAGGAGGAUGCCCAGAAGGUACUAAGGUGCAUGUAUUGUGGUCACUCUUUUGAAUCUUUGCAAGACCUCAGUGUUCACAUGAUCAAGACAAAACACUACCAAAAAGUGCCUCUGAAGGAACCUGGAACAUCAAUUGCUGCCGCUAAAGUAAUCCCAUCGUUCAGAAAGAGAGUACCAGUGGAUUUGGAUAUAACUAAACUAAGUGCCACAGAUCAGAAAGCGUCUUCUAGUGGGAGUCCGGUAAAUGUUAAUCUUUCAAAGGGUUCUAAUAUUAACAAGAAACAGAGUCUCACGGAUGAUGAUUGUAUAAGCAACAAUGCACAGAUUAAGUCACAGAUUUUGAGGUGUAUGGAGUGUGGACAAUCAUUUGAAUGUUUGCAGCAGUUAAGUGGUCACAUUAUGCUAACAGGGCAUUUCGUUAAAGCCAGGCAGUAUCUACAAAAAAUGGACAAAUCCAUUUCUGAACAAACAUCCUUGCCUGAGAAAAUUAUGAUGAAAAAUGAGAAGACCCCAACACAGAAAGUCUCCUCCACAUUUUCACAAAAUGGGACCACUGAAUUGCCACAUACCACUACUCCUCUGAAAAAGACCGAAAUGGAAAGACAGAUUUUUCCAAAACAAAUGCAUUGUAAAGAACCAGGAAAUGACAACGCAGCAGAGGAGAGAUACAGUGUUUCUUCAAAGUUUGAUUAUCUUACUGAGGAGGACUUGAAGGAGAGUCCAAAAAUGAACCUGGAUAUCCUCAAGUCCCUGGAAAGCACUGUUACUUCUGCCAUUAACAAAGCACAGAAGGGCACUCCCAGCUGGGGAGGUUACCAGAGCAUCCAUGCAGCUUAUCAGUUGCAAAAUAACAUAAAGCCUUCUGUCUACAACUCCUCCAUACAGCAACUGGUGCAUAGUUUGGAAGUUCCAUGCUCAGACAAAACUGAAGUUUCCUCUAGUUGUCAACACAGAGCUACUUCACCCAAGGUAAACCUGCAUGCGAUGGAGGAGUUGGUAAAGAAAGUAACACAGAAUGUUGCUGAGGAAACCAGAAAGGACAAAUAUGAACAGGUUUCCUUAGCAAAGCAGUUUACAACCUCCUUCUCUAUAAGCGCAGACAGGAAAUCAGCAUCCAGUUCUCCUACAGUAGAGGGACAUGAAACACUAAAGAACAAAGAUAACAAGAUUACUGCCUCUGAGAAUAAUGCGAGUCGGAGGGAUUCAAAAAAAUGUAACGAAAGCUUCUUAAGCUCUGUCGACAACGCAGUAAUAACUGUUCAUCCAGAGACAAAACAACCAUUUGUUAGUCCUUUAAAUGCCCUUCAGUCAGUCAUGAAUCUUCAUUUAGGUAAAGCAGCCAAUCCUGUGGAUUCAGUUCAGGAUCCUAUGAGUAUGCUUCUGAAGAUGAGCAACAGCAUGACAGAGGAGGCUUCAGUGGCUUCGGCUCCAACAUCAACCUCCAAAGCAGAAUCAUUACAUCCAGAUGUAUACCAAAUUGACAAAGACCAACCAAUAGAUUUAUCAAAAGGCAAAAGGAACCACUGUUUAGUUACCGCUUCUCUCCCAGGGAAAGUGUUAAGCUCUCUUCCUGCUAUGACUAAGACUGAUUUAACUGAUACAAUAAGGUGCACUUCAGCCAGCCCAGUGCAUGAGAGUGCGCUCUCAGACAUAUCAGACAUGUUGCGCAAUUUAUCAGACACUCAUAUCUUAAAGUCGCAGACUCCUUCCCAUAAAGCAGAGAGAUCAGCUAUUGAAGAUUCUCACACACCAAAUGCAGGAGACGAUGCAUCAAAUGCGGUGCACAAACGCAAGGGUAGGCAUUCACACUGGAAUCCUCAACACUUGCUAAUUCUGCAAGCCCAGUUUACAUCUUGCCUCAAGAAGACAGCUGAUGGGAAGUACGUUGUCUCAGACCUGACUCCUCAAGAAAGGACGGUUAUCUCACAUGUUACUGGUCUUUCCAUGACAACUAUCAGCCACUGGCUAGCCAAUGUGAAAUACCAGCUGAGGCGUACAGGCAGGACCAAAUUUCUGAAAAACGUUGACUCCGGUCACCCUGUAUUCUUCUGUAGUGAAUGUGCCACACAAAUCCAAACACGUUCAACAUACAUCUGUCACCUUGAGUCACAUCUUGGUUUUAAGUUACAGGACAUGGCUAAAUUCUCUUGUAAAAAUCCCAACAAGACAAGUGCAAAGCAUUCAAAGAACAUUUUGGAAAAAACUGUCCUGUCAUUCCUCUGAUUUUUGGAUCGGGCCAAAGCAGCUGUACAAAGUUUAAUGUCGUGAUAUUAGUCUUAAAUUGUCCAGAUCAACAGCUCAUGUUGCAUUUCAUGCAUUUUAUCUAAGAACAGGAAUGUUUAUAAAAAGAAACAUGUAAUAUUAUCUGUUUAUUGUUGUACAGGAUGUGAAUUGUAUGUUGAUAAAAAUGCAAAAGAGUUUAUUAUCACACUAUAUAUAUGUAACAUAAAUAAAAUUAAUCUGGUAGGAGUUAUACCUCACAGGAUUUGUUUAUGAUUAUCAAACCGUUCUAACAGAUUAUGUAGAAAAUAGAUAUAUACAUGUUUCUUUCCAGUUCUUCUAAAUAAUCAGUAGUUUUCCUGACAUUCAUGUAGGUGACAAUUUGUAAAUUUUUACAAGGCUACGCUAACAGUUUUCAUGAAUGCAAUUAAUCACGUUAAUUAUUUAUUUAUUUUCAUUUUUCCUGUUGUCUAAAUCUAAUCAUGUUUGUUUCUACAUAUAAAU
This is a messenger RNA of Clarias gariepinus (North African catfish), 3771 nucleotides long. RefSeq names its product teashirt zinc finger homeobox 3a (gene tshz3a). Gene Ontology annotation, biological process: regulation of transcription by RNA polymerase II. Gene Ontology annotation, molecular function: DNA-binding transcription factor activity, RNA polymerase II-specific; DNA binding. The transcript has 2 exons. Gene Ontology annotation, cellular component: nucleus. NCBI's taxonomy places the organism in Eukaryota, Metazoa, Chordata, Actinopteri, Siluriformes, Clariidae. The record is from RefSeq and is a predicted model, not a curated record. Bases 238 to 3270 code for a protein of 1010 amino acids.